Molecule: messenger RNA, 315 nt
Organism: Porites evermanni
Lineage: Eukaryota; Metazoa; Cnidaria; Anthozoa; Scleractinia; Poritidae
Source: the annotation of a GenBank genome assembly
AUGGCACAGAGAUGGAGAAAGUUAGCAACUGCUGGAGGACUUAAAAUUCUAGACUACGUGGAUGGCGAGGUUGAACCACACAAGCUAAGGGAAAUCGAACCAGAGCUUUUCAUAAAGUUCUUGCGAAUUCCUUCCCUGAAAACCUACUCAAGUUUGACUAAAAGGCUGAAAGGUUGUCCAGCAAACUGGCUGACCGAAUUUUUGCUUCUAGGCGGGCUUUCCACGCUAUUCGAGGUUCUCGAGAAUCUCAGUCAGAGAAGUAUUGCAAAGUUUUCUGAUGCAUUUCUUCAACUUGAAUGUGUUCGAUGCAUUAUG